This is a messenger RNA of Cryptosporidium muris RN66, 1218 nucleotides long. RefSeq names its product nuclear transport factor 2 domain-containing protein. Gene Ontology annotation, cellular component: cytosol; ribonucleoprotein complex. NCBI's taxonomy places the organism in Eukaryota, Apicomplexa, Conoidasida, Eucoccidiorida, Cryptosporidiidae. The record is from RefSeq and is a predicted model, not a curated record. The transcript has a single exon. The coding region runs from base 1 to 1218 and encodes 405 amino acids. Gene Ontology annotation, molecular function: mRNA binding.
AUGGCGGAAUCGUCCAAUACACAGAGGGAUAUUGGGAUUUGUAGUGCUUCAAAGAUCGCAGACUUUUUUGUAACUGAAUAUUAUAGCCGUCUUAAGAAAGAUCCUACUACAUUAUAUGAACUUUACCACGACUCUGGAAGUUUAAUAUGGGCUGGAUAUAGGCCUGAUGUUCUUCUUGGAAAUAAGACUCGCUUACCUUCUGUUUUGAGAGCUGAGACUAAGGAAAAAAUCCGCUCGGCUAUAAAUUUAUUGAAUUUGAAUGACUGUACAACCUAUGUUGAGGUUUUAGAAUGUUCUAGAUCUAUUUGUAACUCAUUUUGUAUUACAACCAAAGGCAGGAUGUACAUUGGCGAUUCAGAAGGUGUAGGAAGAGGUUUUGUUCAAAAUUUUCUACUAACUGAAAUCCGUCCAAGGUGGUAUUUUGUCAGAAAUGAUUGUCUACUAUUUCUAGACUCUGAUCUACCUUUAUUACCAGAUAAGAUUUUGUCUAAGCAUGGAGUAGAUAGUCAUAUGCCUGAUACCUCUUCUAAUACUACUGAUCAACAAGUAGAUCAUGAAACGGUAACUACUUCUAAGGUAGAAGUCUCUUCAAAUAAUCAAGUUUGUAUCUCUGACAAUCUUGAACCCAAAAAAGCUGUAGUACAUGAAUUAAUAGAACCCCCAUCUUCCCAAACUGAAGUAGCAAAUAUGAAUGGCGACACCCUUAAUUCAGGUGAUGUGAAUGAAAAUAAAUCAAAGUCAAAAUAUGUCUCUACCAGUUAUGCUGGAAAAUUGAUGGGUGGUCUUAUGAAUCCAAGUACUAAGGUAAAGGGCUAUGUUAUCCCUGCUCAUGAUAAUAAACUACCAGAUUCAAGUAAUAAUAUUGAAGGAGUGAACAGUGAAAGCAGGGCUUCUAAAGAUACAAUAAAUAGACGCAAAAUAUUUGUGCAUUCUAUUCCCCAAAGUAUCACUGAUUCCCAAAUUAGAGAAGCUGUACAAAAUCAACUGAAAAUCCAUGGUGGAGGCUAUAUUAUUGAUAUUGAGAGAGCUAGAAUGAAUAAUAAACACUGGGGAAUACUAGAAUUAGACUCGGAGCUAUCUUGCAAAACAUUAUUGAUGAAUAACCUUUAUUUGGGGGGAGUUGAAGUAUCUAUUGAAAGAUGGAGACCUCCCCAGUCUUCCAAUACUAAAUCUAUUAAGCAUGCGAAACAAAAUAAUUCAAACCACAUGAAACAUUAA